AACUCAUGGUUUAUGUUAAAUAUUAGAUACGGAAAAGAUGUACACUCAAAAAAGAAUAGACAGGAAUUACAGUAUUUUAGGUUUCAUAAGAGACGAUUUCGAAAAUUUUGUGGACGAAGUUGGUACCUUAAUUGGGACGUUUCUUUUUUUUUAGUGGACUAUAGAUUUUUGAUUUUAGACGAACUGGGCUUUUACGGUAGACGAAAUAUUUUGAGUAGAUUUCGUUUGCUUUAAAAUAAACACAUCCCUGCAACAUGAAUUACAUAAAUUAUAAUCCUGCAAGUGAGCCUAUGCUUUCCGAAAAUACUUUUGCUAUGGACUUGGAUGAAAUUGCUGUUACUUUCGGGCAAAUGGAGAAGAUCGUCGACUAUGAUGAAAUGCAGCGGCGCCCUGUAGUCGAUGAUGCGAAAAUGGAAGAAGCUGUUGAAGAAUUAACAACAGAAUUCAGCACUAUCGCAUUAACGGAUAAGUCCAAGAAGCGCAAGCAAUAUAGUGAGCACAGAAUUAGACGGUUGAUUCACUUAAUCCAAGAGGCUGGGCUUACAGUUCCCAAAGCUGCGGUUGAGUGUGACAUUCCGAGGUUCACCGCUUAUAAGUUUUCAGAUCAUUGGAAUGUUAGUGAUGGUACAGUCCUUCCUGGUAGCAAGCCAAGAACCGGCAUCUCUCGACCAAAGAAGCUUUUUGCAGAACAUACUGAGUUUCUUAUAGCAUUAUUUGAUGCGAGACCUUUGACAACAAUUGAAGCUGCAAGACAGGAGCUCUGUGCCAAAUUUGAAGGUUUGAGUAGACGUCUCAAAAAUCUGGUUUGUACUCUCCAUUCAUAUGGCAGCUUUGUUAAAUCCAACGCUAAAUUACUGUAUCGGAUCAAAUUUUUCAAUAUCUGCGUAUUUUUAAAUGUGACAUUAAACGCGUAAAUCAUACUGUUAUUAUAAAUGUUGUUAAACGAAAUGUUAUGUUGCCAAAAUUUAGUGAUCAUUCUUAUCUUUCACCUUUUUCAAUUAUUUUC
Messenger RNA from Mycotypha africana, 1006 nucleotides. RefSeq lists its product as uncharacterized. Lineage: Eukaryota; Fungi; Mucoromycota; Mucoromycetes; Mucorales; Mycotyphaceae. The record is from RefSeq and is a predicted model, not a curated record. The coding region runs from base 255 to 914 and encodes 219 amino acids. The transcript is spliced from 2 exons.